ACUGGCAUUUCAAACGUAGACAAGCCCUAAGGCAAAAUCUUUUCUGCACAAUAGAAACUGAUAGUACUUAGUGAAUGCCAUGAUUUGCUCCAUUGUAAAGAAUGAAAAUAAUAUAGACACUGAGUUAGACCUUUUCUAAUGAUUCCUAACAUUGUUAGCUUUUUUGACUGCCACUGCACAUUGAUCGGAUGUUUUCAGAGAACUCCAAGAUCUCAUUUCUGAGUGGUAACAGCUAAAUAAGACACCAUCAUUUUGUGUGUAUAGUUGGGAUUGUGUUUUCCAGUACGCAUUACCUUGCAUUAAUCAAUACUUAAUUUCAUCUGUCAUUUUGUUGCUCACUCACCCUGUUGUGUGAGAUCCCUUUGUAACUUUUCUCAGCAAUUUUGUAUCAACUGCAAACUUUGUCCCCUCACUGUUUACCCCUUUUUAUAGAUCACAGCAAGACAAUGGAACGGACCACCUAGGGAGGUUGUGGAAGCUCCUUCGCUGGAGGUUUUCAAAAGGAGGCUGGAACCAUCUGUCUUGGAUGGUUUAGACAAAACAAGCCCUGCAUCAUGGCAGGGGGUCAUGCUGUGUGCAUAUUGUACCUGGUUCUCCGAGCUCUGGACACUGUAGAAGAUGAUAUGACCAUCAGUUUAGAAACCAAGGUCCCAAUGUUGCAUGACUUCCACUCCUAUCUGUAUCAGCCGGACUGGAGAUACAUGGAGAGCAAGGAGAAGUAUAAGCAAGUGCUUGAGGACUUUCCAACGAUCUCCUUGGAGUUCAGGAACCUGGCAAAGGUGUAUCGAGAUGUGAUUGCAGCUAUUUGUCACAAGAUGGGAGCCGGUAUGGCCGAGUUCUUGCAAAAGAAGGUUGAGUCCCUGCAAGAGUGGGAUAAAUAUUGUCACUACGUUGUUGGACUGGUGGGCAUUGGCCUUUCCCGUCUGUUCUCUGUGCUGGAGCUAGAAGAUCCUAUCAUAGGACAGGACACAGAGCUUGCCAAUUCCAUGGGCAUCUUCAUUGAGAAAGCCAUCAUCAUCCAUGAUUAUCUGGAGGACCAGCUGGCAGGAAGAGAAUUCUGGCCCAGAGAGGUUUGGAGCAGGUAUGCCAAGAAGCUGUCGGAUCUCGCCAAGCCAGAGAACAUUGACAUGGCCGUCCAGUGUAUGAAUGAACUGAUCAUAAAUGCUUUACACCAUAUCCCUAAUGUCCUCACCUACUUAUCUAGACUGAAAACCCAAAGUGUCUUCAACUUCUGCGCUAUUCCGCAGGUGAUGGCCAUCGCCACUCUGGCGGCCUGUUACAAUAACAAACAGGUAUUUAGGGGGGUAGUGAAGAUUCGGAAAGGACAAGCUGUCACUUUAAUGAUGGAUGCCACAAACAUACAGGCUGUCAAGUCUAUAAUGUACCAGUAUGUGGAAGAGAUCUAUCGGAAGAUCCCAAGCACAGACCCGUCUUCUAACAAGACCCAGCAGAUCCUUGUCUCUAUCCAGACAAUAUGUUUUCCCAAUGGCACGGUGGUCUCCUGUAACCGUUACGCCCCCAUCUACCUCUCGUGCGCCAUGCUUCUGGCAGCACUGAGCUGGCGGUAUCUGAGUGCGAUGUUAGAGGCAUUGGAGGAGGAUGUAUAGGCCAAGGAAAACUGAGGGUUGGUUGCGUGAAGGUAGUGGUUGGGUAAUGCUGGGAACAGGUUCAUGUCUCUUUCCUAUUGGGUCUGCUGCCCUGUGGGAUUCCAGACUAUGGAAGCUGUGAAUGGAAAGGUGCUGGUUGACCUGCAGCUAUUAGGUGUAUUGCAGCCACUAGCUCCUAGCUGGCAGCCGGAGUCAGAUGUUUUCAUUGUUCGGAUGAACAAGUUACAAAUGCGACAGGUGGGGUCUCUUUAUGGGAAACGAUGUUUUACCUGAAUUCUGACUGUGAUAUUUUCAAUUCAGAUUGCCUCCCUCGAUUUUGACACUCUUUUCCAAUACGAGGCUAUGUGA
Gopherus flavomarginatus (Mexican gopher tortoise) is the source of this 1955-nucleotide messenger RNA. It is a transcript of the gene FDFT1, whose product is annotated as farnesyl-diphosphate farnesyltransferase 1. The coding region runs from base 555 to 1607 and encodes 350 amino acids. NCBI's taxonomy places the organism in Eukaryota, Metazoa, Chordata, Testudines, Testudinidae. Gene Ontology annotation, cellular component: endoplasmic reticulum membrane. The record is from RefSeq and is a predicted model, not a curated record. Gene Ontology annotation, molecular function: squalene synthase [NAD(P)H] activity. The transcript is spliced from 7 exons. Gene Ontology annotation, biological process: cholesterol biosynthetic process; farnesyl diphosphate metabolic process.